UUAGUGUCAACACAUGUGCGGCCGCCGUAGCCAUGCGUUUUGAGGAAGAAAACUUUUAAUUUUAGUAGUCUGUGGUUAUUUGUAAGAAAUAAAAAUGCCUAGAGACAUAUCGUCGUCAUCUAGCGAAGACGAAGAGGACAAUAAUGCUACAGAAUCCCACGAACAGCAAAAAGAAACCGAUAAGAAGGCCAGCAGGUACCAGUGUCCUGCUGACUUUGUGUCUUUCCACCACAAGCCCUGCAGCAGCACUCUCACAGAGAGUCUGAAGAACAACAAGAAUGAAUUAUGGCUCAUCAAAGCUCCUGCCAGCUUUAAUCCAGAAUGUUUCAGUGGCAUCAAGGUGCCCCUCUCAGGUCUCCAGACCCUGAAGGUUCCUACCGCUGCAGGUGGAGCAAAGACUGGGAGUGGCCAGCAGAUCUACAGCAUCCUUGCAUCCACCCAUGGUACCUCAGAUCUCUGCCUGCUCACCAGGGACAAGCAAUCAUCAGAUACCAUGGUCUUUGGCCCCAGUUUUUCAGGUCUGAUGAAUGUGUGUGAGAGCUAUGGAGACAGCAGCACCAACCAGGCCCCUCAGGUCAUCCCUGCAGCUCCAGCACCCUCCAUACCGCCGGGGCUGAAACAGCGGUUUCACCCGUUUGGCAGUAAGACCCCCACUCUGACAUGUGUGGCAGAGAGUGAGGUGGAUGGAGCCGCCUUCGGGCCCUCGUCUGCAACUCUCCGCCCCUUGGUAGUCAAACGAUUUGUGGAAGAAACAUGGCAGGAGGAAGAGGAUGAGGAAGAAGGGAGGAAAAAGAAAAAGAAGAAAAAGAAAGAAAAGCGAAUAAAGACAGAGCGAGAAGAGGAAGUGGAGGAGGUGGUGAGAGUGAAAGAGGAACCUGUAACAGAAGUUCAGGACGAAGUGAUGAUGGAGCUCCCCCUCCAGGAGGGCGAUGUUUCAGAGGAAAGGAGGAAAAAGAAGAAGAAAAAGAGGGACAGGGAGCGAGAGGAGGUGGAGGAGGGCAUCGAGCCCAGUGUCACGGUGAAGGAGGAAGAGGUAACAGUGAAAUGUGAACCAAUGGACCCUUCAUAUGGUGAUGUAGUGGAGGGCUCAGGAAAGAAGAAGAAAAAGAAGAAGAAAAGCAAAACUGAUGACGAGUAACCUGUCGUCACUUUAUUGUGUUUAUUGUUUAUUGUUUAUUGUCGACCUUAUGAACUUGACUGGGAGCCACUCUACUCCUAAUUUACUCCAGUGUAUUGAUAGAUUGCAUAAUGAGAGGCUUGCUUUGGCAGGACAUUGCAUCCAGAGAAAAGAACACAUCCUGAAUCAAUUGAACACUUACACAAAUUAUAAAAUGGAUUCAUCCCAGCAUCUUAAAGGCCAACGUUCCCUCUCAUUUUGGGCUCAGAAAGUGACAGUUUUACACACAAAGAAUGUGUGCAGCCGCAGGCAUCUAUGAGUGCAUGGAUAAUAAGAGUGUACAUGAGGGGAACAUCUCUGUGUUCUGCCAGUGUCUGUCAAGUUGUGGUAGAUUUUAUGGGAUUAUUCUCACACUGUGUUGCUGCAUUUGUUUACAUAUUUACACAACUCUGCUGGUAAUGUUGCUGGUUUGGCGACAGGUUCAGAAAACCAGAGGUGAUGUAAAGACAGUAUAAUGAUUCACUGUCACGUCAUGUUAGGUUUUUUGUUUUUAAAGGAUUCGAGUCACAUGUAUUGGAGAACACGUGUUUCAAAAUAAACUCCUAAAGUG
Messenger RNA from Epinephelus moara (kelp grouper), 1727 nucleotides. It is a transcript of the gene polr1g, whose product is annotated as RNA polymerase I subunit G. NCBI's taxonomy places the organism in Eukaryota, Metazoa, Chordata, Actinopteri, Perciformes, Serranidae. The transcript has 3 exons. Gene Ontology annotation, biological process: transcription by RNA polymerase I. The record is from RefSeq and is a predicted model, not a curated record. The coding region runs from base 95 to 1138 and encodes 347 amino acids.